Spinacia oleracea (spinach) is the source of this 1481-nucleotide messenger RNA. RefSeq lists its product as uncharacterized. Lineage: Eukaryota; Viridiplantae; Streptophyta; Magnoliopsida; Caryophyllales; Amaranthaceae. The transcript has 3 exons. The record is from RefSeq and is a predicted model, not a curated record. Bases 1040 to 1345 code for a protein of 101 amino acids.
UGCAGAGUUUAAAGAUGUGAUGAAAGAGGUUGUGUAUGAGAGUCUAUGUGUAGAGGAGUUUGAGAGCAGAUGGUUGAGUAUGUUAGUUGAAUAUGAGGUUAAAGAGCAUGCUAAGAGUCAUGAGUGGCUGAGAGACAUGUAUAAGGAGAGAAAUAUGUGGGUGCCUGCAUAUAUGAACAACUAUUUUUGGGCUGGCAUGAAGAUCACGCAGCGGGUAGAGUCGAUAAACUCUUUUUUCGAUGGUUUUUUGGAGAGAAGCACUAAGUUGUUUGAGUUUCCAAAAAAAUAUUGUGAUGCUAUGAAUAAAAGGUGUAGCGAUGAAAAAGAUGCGGACGAUAAUUGUGCGAAAUAUAUCCGUAAACUUGUUACUGGUUUCCACAUUGAGAAGGUCUUCCAGAAGCUAUACACAGACAACAAGUUUAGAGAUGUCCAAAGAGAAUGUGAAAGGCUUUUGUAUUGUGUUGUGAAGGUGGAGAAACAGAUAUCAGAGAAAGACUUAGAAUAUAUGAUGGAAGAUCGUGUAUGGAUCAUUGUCAAAAGGUAAGAGUGAAGAGGUUUUGACGAAAUAUAAGAAAUUCUACGUAGUGAAGUUUUGUGCAGAACCAAUGGAAAUAUCAUGUGUGUGUAAGAUUUUUGAGACGAGGGGUAUUCUAUGUAGGAACUGUAUUCGUGUGUUAGAUACAAACUCUGUGGUCGAUAUUCAUGAGAAAUACAUCCUUCGGCGUUGGCGGAAGGAUGUAUGUCGGAAGAAUAUGCAUGUUACGGUUGCUUCUUAUGAUCCCACAAAGACGGAGGUUGCUAAACGGUUUGAUAAGAUGAUGCUAGAAUUUGAGCCUAUUUGUGAGGAAGCAACUAUAGAGGAUCAAACUAUGCAAUUUGUUGUGAAUGAAUUGCAUAGCCUAGAAACAAUUGUAAGGGAUAGGGUUAAGUUGGUGACACAGAGACAAAUUUUAUUCCCAUUGGAAUCACUUAAAAUCCAAGAUCAGAUGGACACCACAGAGGGAAAUGUUAAGAAUCCCAUAAAUAGGAGCAAGAAGAAAUGAGGGAGGCCCUUUACCUUAAGAUACAAGGCCUUAGAGAGAACAACAAUUGGAAACCAAAGAGAAAGGAAACCAACAAGGUGAAUACUGAGGAGGAUGGACCUUCAACACAGGGAUUAGAUGGACCUUCAACAGUCGGGUCACAUAGCGUGGGAAAAUUAAAGGUGACAAGGAAGUACAAAAACCCAUCCAAUGAGGUGUCUAGCAUUGCACAACAGUUGCCGUUAUCUCCCGUUGUUCCUGAUGAUGAUAUACUAGUAAGCCACAAUAACAUGGGAUGGGACCAAGGCCAACAUCGCAGUUAGACAUGUUUACAUGUUCGAUAUGUACUACUACUAAAGGAUGUAUUCCACUUUGGUAAACCAUGAUUGUAAAAGGUUGUGCGUAAAAACCUUGUUAUGACUUGGGCAGAUUUCAUUGAAGUGAUUGCAAAAAUUGUAU